AUUUUGGUAUAAAUACCACAGAUGUUUGGAAUAGUCUUCAGUUUAAAAAAAAUCAAACAACAUGAAAGUUCUCAUUGUGCUGCUUGCCCUGGUGUGCGCCGUUCUAGCCAUUCCCCACGGUGGAUACGGCGGACAGCCGGGAGGAUAUGGAGAUCCUUACGGAGGUUUUGGCGGACAGGGAGGAUAUGGAGGACCGCAGGGAGGUUUUGGCGGAAAUGGAGGAUUUAAUCAAGGAGGAUAUGGUGGACACAAUCAGGGCGGUUAUAAUGGAGGAUAUGGACCAGGAGGUGGAGUUGGUGGACACCGUCAGGGAGGUUAUAAUGGAGGAUUUGGACCAGGAGGUGGAUUUGGUGGACACAAUCAGGGCGGUCACCAUGGAAAUCAUGGACAUCAUCAUGGCUACUAAACUUUUGUAAUAAAUCAAUAAAAAAUAAAUAUAUAUAAUUUCAAAUUAAAAA
Drosophila kikkawai is the source of this 458-nucleotide messenger RNA. RefSeq lists its product as uncharacterized. NCBI's taxonomy places the organism in Eukaryota, Metazoa, Arthropoda, Insecta, Diptera, Drosophilidae. The record is from RefSeq and is a predicted model, not a curated record.